AGCAGGAAGGUGUGGUUAAGUGUAUUACCUAAUUGUGAUGUUUACCUAGUUGUUUACAGUAGGAUGGACAUGUAUCAUUUAUAUGUAUUUCAUUUUAUUAUUUAUAGUUUAAAAAAACAACAAAGAUCAGAUGUUUUUCAACAAAAAGUCAAGUUUGGAGGGUUCUCACUCACUGAUAGCUUUGGCAACAUAUAUAGCUGGACAGACACCAUUUCCAGAGUUCAGUGUUGUGCUGAUGUUGGAUGAUCUGCAAAUAGGAUAUUAUGACUCAAUCACAUGGAAACCUGUCUUUCGCACUAACAGGGAUUCAGAAUACUACGAUGAAGAGCAAAGUGAUGCUGAUACUGUAUUUAACGACAUGUAUAAGGGCAUGAAAUCUCGGGAUUCUGAUGUUAAGAAACACUUAAAUAUCACAGAUGGAAUACAUGUUCAUCAGAGACUUGUUGGAUGUGAACUUUUGAAUGAUGAUAAACCAGGUCCACUUCAUUUCUGGGAUGCUUUUGAUGAACAAUGUAUGGAGGAGUUCACAUAUGACCAGGAAAUAAACGAUAUCCAGAUGAAAAAGCCAUGGAUGAUAUCAAGGGACCAAGUGAAACAGCGUCAUAUAAAGUUUCUAUAUGAAAGAGUUUAUCAUCCUAUUUGCAUUAAAACUUUGCGGAGGUACCUGAAUAUGGAAAAGAACAAUGUGAUGAGAAAAGAUGAGAGAAUCAACCUGAUUAACUUCAGUAUAAAGAGAGAAAAAAGCAUAAUCAACAAAUAUGACCCAACAGUUGUACUGACAGAAAAUAUAUGUGCCUCUGAAUACUUUAUGAAUCAUGAGAACCAUAAAUAA
This is a messenger RNA of Ctenopharyngodon idella (grass carp), 832 nucleotides long. RefSeq lists its product as uncharacterized. The transcript has 3 exons. Bases 131 to 832 code for a protein of 233 amino acids. The record is from RefSeq and is a predicted model, not a curated record. NCBI's taxonomy places the organism in Eukaryota, Metazoa, Chordata, Actinopteri, Cypriniformes, Xenocyprididae.